GCGCCGGCCGAAGCCGGAAGCGGCGGCUGUCGGAGGAAGCGGGUGCCGGGUCUGGUGCUGUCCGGCGCCGGGGAUGGCUCGGGCAGCGGUGCCGGCGCGGCGCAGCGGGUGGCCGUGGCGGUGGCUGCGGACGCUGCUGCUGCUGCCGCUGCUGCGGUGGAGGGCCGCCCUGGGCGCGCUCCCUUUCGGCAGCAGCGGUGGGCAGCCGGGCUUCGCGGAGCUCCUGUCGGAGCAGCAGCUUCUGGAGGUGCAGGACUUGACCCUGUCUCUGCUGCAGGGCAGAGGUCUGGGGCCGCUGUCGCUGCUGCCCCCCGACCUGCCGGAUCUGGAGCCCGAGUGCCGGGAGCUGCUGAUGGACUUCGCCAACAGCAGCGCCGAGCUGAUCGGGUGUAUGGUGCGCAGCGCUCGGCCCGUGCGCCUCUGCCAGACCUGCUAUCCGCUCUUCCAACAGGUCGCAAGCAAGAUGGACAACAUCAGCCGAAGCGUCGGGAAUGCCUCCGAGAGCCAGCACUGCGCCGGCAGUCUCCUGAUGGCGGACAGAAUGCAGAUAGUUGUGAUGGUCUCCGAGUUCUUCAACACCACGUGGCAGGAGGCCAACUGUGCAAAUUGCUUAACGAACGACAGUGAAGAUCUGUCAAAUAACACGGAGUACUUCCUCAGCCUGUUCAAUAAGACUUUGGCCUGCUUUGAGCACAACCUGCAGGGCCACACAUACAGUCUUCUCCCACCAAAAAAUUACUCCGAAGUUUGCAAAAACUGUAACGAUGCAUACAAGAACCUGAGCCUCCUGUACAGUGAAAUGCAGAAAAUGAACGGGCUGGAGAAUAAGGCUGAACCCGGCACACACUUAUGCAUCGAUGUGGAAGAUGCAAUGAACAUUACUCGAAAGCUGUGGAGUCGAACCUUCAACUGUUCGGUCACCUGCAGUGACACAGUGUCUGUAGUCGCAGUUUCUGUGUUCAUCCUCUUUCUUCCUGUUGUCUUCUACCUUAGCAGCUUUCUUCACUCGGAGCAAAAGAAACGCAAACUCAUUCUACCCAAACGUCUCAAGUCAAGCACCAGUUUUGCCAACAUUCAAGAAAAUUACACCUGAAGCCUGCAAAACGGGGGCUCCACCCCGCAUCGAGCGAGUGAAUGGUUGGACCACAGCAGUCAGAAAGAAGAUAAGCCAAGAUCUGACAAGUCACGUCCUGAAUUGCCAGGAUGCAUACUUUUAAUUUAUUCUGAAUAAGAGCUUUCGAAUAUCCUUUCCCUGUCUGCCCCAUUGUUAAAGAUUUCUGUAUUUUUAAAUUUUCAGACACAGCAAUGUUACGUAUUUUAAGGUAUAUCUGUUAGAGUAACAAGUGAGGUUUUUUUUUGUUAUUUUUUGUUUGUUUGUUUGUUUGUUUUUUAGGUAUAUGACUACUUGACACUUCUGAUAUCUCCUCGCUAACAGAAGUACACAAAACACAAGCAGCUGAAGACUGCCAUUUCUACAUUAGUCACUGAUAGCCAACUUUGAAACAGAAAUAAAUAUACUUGCCAAGUGGUGGUAGCAGGCUCAAAGAUUAACUUAAAUGAAUUCCCAAUACAGUGUUAUAGUUUAUAUAUGUACACACACACACACACACAUACAUAUAUGUGUAUAUACAGAUAUACACAGAUACAUAUAUAUGUAUAUAUGUAUAUUUAAUAUAUCAUACAUUCAAAUAAUGUUCUCUGUAGUUUCCCUGAAGUCAUCUUUGAAACCACUAAUUAUAAACCUCCUUAACAGUUUUCAGAAGCGAUGAGCCACAUUAUACAUUUAUCUUUGUUAAAGAUUUAGGGUAGCUGGUUUUCUAACUUGACUUUUAUAAAUAGUAUCUUACAUCUUAUUUUUGCCUUUAUUUCAAAAGUAAUUCAAAAUCACUGGACCGCUUUAUGUAUCUUUAGGACAAGAUGAUCUCAUUUCAUCCAAGGAUUUGCACUGUGGAUUUCAUGAAACUAUUUGACAACUUGUAACUUAUUAAUACUUUAAAUCAAAUGUAGCACAGGUGUAUCGCACUGUAUUUAAAUUGUGAUUUUUUUUUUUAUAAGAAUGUCAUCUUGGAAUGACUGGAGAUUUGGGGAGAAAUGAAAGAGGAAUACAAGAGCGUAACGUUUAGAAAGUAGACAAGGACACGCGUAGAUGCUCCCUGCAAGCCCCCCCCCCCCCCGGGUAGUUUAUACGGCCGGUGAAUUGUGAGACAGUCUCACCCAGGAAGCUUCACCAUAAGCUCCCAGGACGUCCCUCCAGGGUGAAAGCGAUAGGAAUGCAAUGAAAUGACGCGUUUUACUGUCAGGAAAUGAAUUCUACUUUGGAAUAUUUUAAGGAACCUUUAAGGCAAUGUUUUGUUUCAGUAUCUUUCAGUUUUAUCUCUCAGUAUAGAAGAGUUGAUGACCUCGCUUGUUAAUUCUCUGUUUUUCGGUGGAAAUGGGCUUUGUUUUAAAGACUGUGGCGCCUCUGGUGCAGUGGUUAGAAAACGUGAAUCCCUUUACAGACUGCAAUCCACUCUAGAGGGAGACGGGACUGUUUUUGUGUGUUUGUUUGUUUGUUUGCUUGCUUGCUUGCUUUUCAAUAUUUACCUCACGCGCAGAGUGUGAAAGCAGGCUCAUCCUGGAGUGUGACCCACGUAGGCUGUGUGACAAUCGGAUGGCGCUGUCCCAGCUUUUCUGGUCUGCUGUGAGCCCCUUCAAUGUGCUGCCGUUUGUCGCACUGCCACCCUUCCUGCUGCUGUGACUAAGGGCACUGUCUUGACAUGAAGCACGGGGCUGAGGGCCAUUGAAAACAAUCCUCAUCGAUGCACACGAAGCCAGUUUGCAAGUGCAAAGUUAGCCAAGAGGCAUGUUUGAACUGUGAGCUGCAACUCCACUGGUACCUUUCAGUACUGUGUGUACAAACCAGUGUUUUUGGAUACAAAGCCGAUUAGCGCUUUAACAAGCCAGCCAUCACUGUUUCCUGGUCAGGGCUUCGCUCCCUAGAAGCUGCAUCAGAAAGAAGUACACAUUAAGUGCUCAACUGAAGGGCAGAGGAAUUUCGUCUUAUGCUUUACAAUAAAGGAAAUAACAAGGA
This is a messenger RNA of Meriones unguiculatus (Mongolian gerbil), 3070 nucleotides long. It is a transcript of the gene Ostm1, whose product is annotated as osteoclastogenesis associated transmembrane protein 1. The coding region runs from base 74 to 1093 and encodes 339 amino acids. The record is from RefSeq and is a predicted model, not a curated record. The transcript has 6 exons. Gene Ontology annotation, cellular component: cytosol. Lineage: Eukaryota; Metazoa; Chordata; Mammalia; Rodentia; Muridae. Gene Ontology annotation, biological process: osteoclast differentiation.